Molecule: messenger RNA, 993 nt
Organism: Zasmidium cellare ATCC 36951
Lineage: Eukaryota; Fungi; Ascomycota; Dothideomycetes; Mycosphaerellales; Mycosphaerellaceae
Exons: 2
Coding region: 1-993 (330 amino acids)
Source: RefSeq, a predicted model, not a curated record
AUGGAGAAUGAUGCUCUGCAGCACGCGCUGCCGUUCGAGGCCGUUGAGGAGCUCGCAGAUGUGAACACGUUCUCCUCUUCGACAUAUGGCAACCCACUACUCAAACCAGAAUUGCGAAACACCAAAAUGUCCACAAUCAGCAUGGCCCCAGAAUGCAGGCAAAAUAUCACAGAUCAAUGCGAACGCUUCGGACGUUACUCCUCAAUACUCGGCAAUACAUAUCGGUCAUCCUUGCCAAUACAAAGCGCGAAAGCUGUCCAGCAAACCGUGGCUGAGAUUGAUCGAAUCAUGCUGGAUGCCGAGAUUGCCAUACAGGAGAGGAUGUCUCGACUACGACGCGAAGUUGAUGAGUUUGAGAGAAAUGUGUCCGAAAACUCGGAUGGGGGCUGGUAUCGCAAUGUAGCAGAUUUGACAGCAUAUGAUUAUUCCAACUUCCAUAAGCUUAUAUCGACCAUGCGGAUUCGCGAUUUCGAUGACUUUGCCAACUAUCUCAAGGAGACAUUGCCCGCAGCGGCGAAUGAAGCGAGACCGGUCCACGAGUAUUCUCACCACCACUUUACGGGCAAGAUCAGAAAUCUCCUUGACAUCGCGUUGAGAUCUGCCAGCCAUUCUACAGCCUUUUCGCUCCUCGCCACUGUCAAGGCCAAAGUGUUCGUUCUCAAUCGAGGUAGGGUUCCUCCCCGUCACCUUGAACGCCUGGUGGCAGACAUCGAUGCCCGAUUGCUCCAAAUGCUGGACGUGCAUUCGAACAUAGACGGCAAAGACGAGUACUGGGACUUUGCAUCUUCUUGGAGACUUCUCGUGACCUCGUGGGAAGACAUGGCGUCUGACGCUGGUCCUUUGCUGCGGGUGCUGGAUCCUAUUCGAAAGAAGGCUGAAAAAGAAAUUCAAUACCGCUCUUCGCUUGCCGUGAACAGGAGACUACCUCAGGAAUUGGCUGAUCUGAUUUUCGAAUGGGCCAUGGUGGUGGAAGAAGUCCCUCUCGAGGCUUGA